This is a messenger RNA of Trypanosoma cruzi, 3303 nucleotides long. Its product is annotated as dispersed gene family protein 1 (DGF-1), putative. The annotation marks the transcript as partial. The record is from RefSeq and is a predicted model, not a curated record. NCBI's taxonomy places the organism in Eukaryota, Euglenozoa, Kinetoplastea, Trypanosomatida, Trypanosomatidae. The transcript has a single exon.
UGUUCAGCGGGCCAAUCACCGUGGCGGUGGACCUGCGCUCGAUGGACUCGUCCGCUGACCCGCUGAACGUGACGCUGCGCCACUGCGUGCUUACGGGCGGCGCGCAGCUGCGGAUUGGUGGCCUCAGCGAGAUCACGGCGCGCCUGGUGCCGUACGCUCUCGUCAACAUGACGAAUGUGACGUCGCUGGAGGGCACGAUCGUGCUGCAUGGCGCGAUGCCGCUGCACUCGAGAGUGCUGCUGGCGAACUCAACGCUGCGCGCGACGGUUGGCGGGUCGCAGUACGUGGCGACGACCCGUGGCCACGAGGGAUCCCGGUACGGCCCCGCGCUUGUUCUGGACGGCGUCCGGCUUCUGUCGACGCGGUUUGUCAUGACGCGGUCGACGCUGGGGUGUGGCGGGGAAUCGUGCGCUGCGAUCCUCGUGGAGCGCGGCCUCGGUGCGAACCUGUCCAGUGUGUUCUACAUGGACAACUGCGUUAUCAGGUCGCAGUCGCACGUGAUUUACGCUCUUGCGUCGUACCUCCGUGUCAGCGGCGGCUCCGUGUUCUCCAUACAGAACAGCUUGUGGAGUGCGCCGAGCAACGAAUACUACAAGGGCGCGUGUGUGUUUGGGGACGUUGCGGUGGAUGGCGGCAGCGUGCUGCAGAUUGUGUCCAGCACUUUCCGUCUUGGCUUUGCCAUGCUCAUGGCAAAAAGGCUGACCGUGACUGGCGGCAGCUGGCUGGUGCACCGCGACAACGAGUUCCGCACCGCCUAUGUCGUGCAUGUGGCCAACAAGAACGGCGUUGCGUUCCGCGAUCGGAGUGUGUGGUCGAUACUACAUAACAACUUCAACUACGGCUCGUACUCGUCGAGCAUUGCAUACAUGACAAGCAACUGGCCACCACCAUCCGACACGCACCCGAUCAUCUACGGCGUGUGCAACGAGGCAAGGGGCUCACCUGUGAUGGAUUACGGAGAAGUGCUCAAUAUUGGAGCCCCCGUGACGGUGUUGGACUGUGGCGCGUGCACCAUGGACGCCGUGUGCUUUGCAGCGAGGACGAGCAGCAUCAGCGGCUGUGAGUGUGUGUGCGCUGCUGGCGGCUACGGAGGCACGUGUCUGCCGGCUGCGGUUCCGGACGGCCUUGGGCCGCUCCCGCUCCCGCCCCCCGAUGCAAAGGACACGGAGGUCCGCUGCGUGCACGGUGGCAGCAUCAGCUCCGUGGACGAUCCUGAUCCCGGUGUGCGUGGCCUGUGCUUUGUCAACGUGACCUUCACCGCCGCGAUCGUGCUGGACCUGUGGGGUUUUGACGCACCACAACAGACACUCAACAUCACGCUGCUGCAGUGCGUCCUCAUGGGCCUGUCGAUCAGGGGGAGUGGUGCGCGCGUGCAAGUGAACGUGACAUCCUCGAUGCUGGAUUCUGGUGAGUUGGUGUUUCAGGGUGAUUUUGGAGCGAGAUCCCAGAUACUGGUGGUGGGCAGUGCAAUUGUGGCGAUCUCGGGCCACGCUAUUCACUUUCCGAGGUUUGCUUUUGGCACUAACUCGACGCUGCUGAUGCUUGACAACAACUUGGAGGGGAAUAUUUUUGCAGUUUGUUUCCCCGUUGCUGUUGUUGUUGAUGGUGGCGGAAUCAUUGUGAAGGGAAAUACGCUGAGAACAAAGAAGGAGGAUUCCAGAACGACAUCGGCCGUUUAUUAUAACGGUGUUCAUUUGAGGAACGGCGGCUACUUUGUUUUCGAGAACAACACGAUGAGCGCGGUCAAUGGCAUUUUUUUUUUGUUGUUGGCCACCGUGAGCUCCACGGGGCUGCUGAGAGUGGCGGACUGUAAAUUUGCUGGCAGUACGAGGUUUUCGAAAUUCGCACUGUUGUAUUUGGACGGUUCUUUGAUGCUCGAGGACGGUGCACAGUGGCGUGUGGAGGGCAACGAUGUGACUGCAGCCUCAGUAAUAGGUGUGCCAGAAUCCUUUUACACAAUUAAGCUGUCGGGCAGCGGCACCACCGUGGCGCUUGCAUAUAACCGUCAGGUGGACAAUAGUUAUCCCUUCGCUGAUUUUUCUCCGCCAGACACGAUUGUUGAGUUAGCUGCGCGGUUUGUCGUUGGGUGCAACCUGCAGAGCGAUGAGGAGGUGUCGUACGACGAUGUGUUUCUGGAGAAGGUGGAGGUCUUCAGGUGUGGCACAUGCAACGACGACGCGGCGUGCUACAUGCCCGGGACGGAGUUGGUGGACCGCAGCUCGUGCUCGUGCAGCUGCAAGGACGGAUGGCAUGGCGCGUCGUGCCUUCCCUUCGAGGUGCCCGACACGGUUGUGCCGCCGUUACCGGAGAGAGCCGUUGACGGUGACACGAGCUGCGUGGUGAACCAGACGCUGGCGAGCCUCACGCUGAACAUGUGGAAGACGCACCACUGCUACGCGGGUGUGAAAUUCAGCGGCGUGGAUGCAGUGCUCACGUUUUUCUUUGAAAGUAUGCCGCUGCAUCUCCCCAUCAACAUCACGCUCAGUGGGUGCACAUUCCGUGAGGGUGCCGCGCUGCAGUUUGUUGGGGGUGCUGAGGCGGCGGAGUCAGCAGGCGUCCUGAUCCGUGUAAGCCAGACGGUGAUGUGGUCCUCUGUUGUUGUGUUUGCACUCGCCCUCCCGCAGCACUGCGACAUCGCCGUCACGGAGGUUGACGCGGUGCAAUUUUCCGAGGUCCAGCUGCUUGACACUGGGAGGAGAAAGCUUAGCGUAUUGGUGCUGCUGAAGAACAUUUUGCUGAGUGCGUCUUCGCUGUUGGUGAGCAACGUCAAGGCGCAUGCCUUGAGGUACGGUGGUUUUGGUUUGUACUCGUUCGGUACGCUGACGCUGGUGCGUGGCAGCUCGCUGUACACGCGGUACUGCAGCUUCAAUGGAUACGCACAACUGUUGUACGUAAAUGCCCUCAGUGUCAGUGAUCACUCUGUUUUUGCGCUGCUCAACAAUACAAUGUCCUCCGGGAAAAGCCUUCUGUAUCUGCGCCACGGAUUCAGCGUGUCGGAUUACAGCGUGUUACGCGUGGUGGGGAACAGCGCUUCCGUGGCCUGCGCUAUCUAUGCAUACAAGACAUGGUCUCUUAAACUUUCAAGUUGGUUGGAUUGGCGCGACAACAACCUGGGAGUGGGUGCGACGUUCCACGAACCUGAAUCAACUUUGUUGAGCAUCGACGGCAGCAGCGUGGUGACGCUGACGGGCUGCAGGAUGGGCUCAACGGGUUUGUCGGUGCCUUUGCUAUCGCAGGCUGACGCCGGCUACCGGUUCGUUGCUGGGUGUCUGACGGUUGCGGGACGGUUGGUGACGACGGCGG